AUGCUGGUGGGAAGAAGGAAAGACAUGGACUCUGUGUCGGCGAUAUCGGAGUAUGCAAAAUCCAGCGCGCGAGCCCAUGGAAUGUUGGGGGACUACAUCAAGACUCGGACAGAUGAGUCUAUUCAGGCGGGAGCCCAAAGUCCGCCACACCAGUCACUUGCCCAACCACUCUCGUACCCCAAACACCCCUUCCCAGCCAGCUUCUGCGCCAAGCUGUCCAGUCUCCCGAACGGCUUCAGUGAGCUGGCUCUGAGCGGAUCACUGUCGGUCCAGUGUAUUUGCAUCAUAUCCUCGCUAUCGAGGAAGAUCCAGCGCCAUGCUCAAACCGCCAUGUCCAGCGCAGAGCAGACCGCCGACAUCCAGGUCGAACUUGACGCCCUGAAGCACUUCUACGCAAUGGCCAAGUCGCCGAUGGAAGAUUACCUGACCAACGGUCUGAUCUCCUUCUGCAACCAAUAUCCCGACAAGACCACUCGGAACCCGUUCUUCAACAUUGCCCUCAAAUGUUUCAACUCGGCAUUGAGCGAUCGCGAGAAGCUCGUCGGCAUCUGGCGCCAGGACUGCUUGGUCUGGGUGGCAGUUAUCAUUGCAGGGGUGCUCGACAUCUGCGCCGAGCCUUUGGAAAGCCGUCAUGUGGUGCUUGACAGCUGUUUGGCUGACUUCCCCAAGGCUCGAGACUGGGGCCAUCUCGAACAAAUCCUGCGAUCUUUCUUCUGGACGGACGCGCUUGGACGGCACUGGAAACAGUGCUGGAAGGCAGCAAUGCGUAGAAGACAGACGGACACUUGCAGUACCAUCGAUCCCCCAAGUAGUCCUGGAAACGACGCACCCUUGUUUCCGGUGGCUACUCCAACGCCUAACACCCUUCUUGGGCUCCAAAAUACCGGCUUAGGCAGAUUGCUGCACGACGCUCACAACUUGACCAAGGCGUUCAUUCAGGCGAAGACAUGA
Capronia epimyces CBS 606.96 is the source of this 951-nucleotide messenger RNA. RefSeq lists its product as uncharacterized. The record is from RefSeq and is a predicted model, not a curated record. NCBI's taxonomy places the organism in Eukaryota, Fungi, Ascomycota, Eurotiomycetes, Chaetothyriales, Herpotrichiellaceae. The coding region runs from base 1 to 951 and encodes 316 amino acids. The transcript has 2 exons.